AUGGAGGUGAAGAGGAUUGGGACCAAACAGGUGCGCCGGCAGCCACAGCAGGUGAGAGUCCCUCCAGAACUUGUAGUGACGCUGCAAAAUGGCGACUUUAGUGUGCGGACUUUGAAGUUCGAGGCGACGUCAACUUCGUCUAUAAAUGAGAGAUGGCGCCGGCGUGCGGCGCGCCUCGCUAAGAUCGGGAGAUUUUUUUUCAAUCCUGGUACCGAAUGUCUUACAAUGAGUAAAGCCAGCGUCAUCGUCGCCGGAGUGUGCGGAGCACUGUUCGUGGCCUAUUGUGUCUACUUUGACCGGAAGCGGCGGAGUGACCCUCUGUUUAAGGAGAAGCUGCGGGAACGCAGGAGGAAGCAGAAGAAGAGCAGCGAGAAGCCUGGACCAGCAAAGCUGCCUGACCUGAAGGACGCUGGCGCUGUGGAGAAGUUCUUCCUGGAGGAGAUCCAGCAGGGAGAGGAGCUGCUGUCACGAGGGGACUUUGAGAGGGGCGUCGAUCACCUGACCAACGCCAUCGCUGUGUGUGGACAACCUCAGCAGCUCCUGCAGGUGCUGCAGCAGACGCUGCCCCCUCCAGUCUUCCAGAUGCUCCUGACCAAACUUCCCACCAUCAGCCAGAGAAUCAUCAGUUCUCAGUCUGUGAUGGAGGACGACGUGGAGUGAGCGCACGUCUUCACCUGAAGACUCAAGUUCAUUCCUUAUUUCUGAUCAUUUCCAAAUCUCUAGUUUGUUCCUCAGACGACUCCAGUUCUUUUUAUUUCCGACUCCCAAACAUCACCUUCUCUCUGAACUCUCUUGAACAGUUUUGCAGCAGAUGCUGGCCUUCUUGUGUAAAAUCCUAAUAAACCAUUUGCAGUC
Messenger RNA from Synchiropus splendidus (mandarinfish), 855 nucleotides. It is a transcript of the gene tomm20a, whose product is annotated as translocase of outer mitochondrial membrane 20. Gene Ontology annotation, biological process: protein targeting; protein import into mitochondrial matrix; tRNA import into mitochondrion. The coding region runs from base 1 to 660 and encodes 219 amino acids. The transcript is spliced from 6 exons. Gene Ontology annotation, cellular component: mitochondrial outer membrane translocase complex; mitochondrial outer membrane. Gene Ontology annotation, molecular function: transmembrane protein transporter activity. The record is from RefSeq and is a predicted model, not a curated record. Lineage: Eukaryota; Metazoa; Chordata; Actinopteri; Syngnathiformes; Callionymidae.